This is a messenger RNA of Neltuma alba, 1533 nucleotides long. RefSeq names its product probable disease resistance protein At5g63020. Lineage: Eukaryota; Viridiplantae; Streptophyta; Magnoliopsida; Fabales; Fabaceae. Bases 1 to 1533 code for a protein of 510 amino acids. The transcript has 3 exons. The record is from RefSeq and is a predicted model, not a curated record.
AUGGCGUGGCGGGGUAUAUGCGGAGAGGAGCUGAAGGCUUGGCAGGAACUUGUGUUGUUAUUAGAUGAUGUGUGGGAAAGGAUUGACCUGUUAAAAUUGGCGGUUCCUUCCCCUAAUAGUCAUGAAUGCAAGAUAAUAUUUACAACUCAGUUAGAAGAGGAGCUUAUUUUGCUCUGGAUUGCAGAAGGUUUCUUGGCUGAAUUUGAUUGCAAUAUUCAUGAAGCACGUAAGCAAGGAGAAGAUAUAAUUUCAACUCUAAAGUAUGCGUGCUUAUUGGAAAAUGGUGAGAAAGAUGAUACAGUUAAGAUGCAUGAUGUGAUUAGAGGUACAGCUCUCUGGCUAGCUAAUGAUCACGGGGAUACGAUGAGAUUCAUUGUAAGAAGCUAUUCCAUGACAACUGGGCUUGAAGUUUACAAUGAUCCAAAGUGGAAAGAGGUAGAAAAGCUAUCAAUGUGGGGUGGGGGUGAUGUGAGCACAAACUUCUCACAAAAACCCCAUUGUCCUAAUCUCGUGCCUUUGCUUAUUAGGAAUACUUGGAUACAGGCCUUUCCAACUGAGGCAUUUGUCCUUCCAAGUACUGUCAAAGUUCUGGACUUUUCUUCUAAUUAUGGAAUAAGAGAUGUACCAUCAGAAAUAGGGGACUUUGUAAACCUGGAACACAUGAACCUAUACAAUACUCGUAUAAGAAAAUUGCCAGAGGAGUUGAAGAAUUUGAAGAAGCUGAAGGUCUUGUUGCUGGACAGAAUGCACGUGCUUGAAUUCCCAGAGAAAGUUAUAUCCGGUUUGUUAUCCCUUCAAGCUUUUAGCACGAGACGAUCAAAAAUUGGAGGGAUUGAUGAAAAUGUGUUGUUGAAUGAGCUAGAAGGCUUAGAUCGUCUUCAAGAUAUACGCAUUUAUGUCUUUAGCACCUCCUCUGUCGACAAAAUACUGAACUCCCCAAAAUUGCAAAGAUGCAUGUGUGAGCUAUUUGUUACAAGAGUACACUCAUCACUCCGCGACUUGUUCUCAUCACUUGGAAAUAUGAAGCAUCUUGAAACAUUAACAGUUGAUGCUUGUGAGGUUGCGGAGACUCCGAGGAGCUUAUUUAGGGCACAUGAUUAUAUAAACCUUCGCAAGUUGGUUCUCACUGGGUUUCAUAAUAUGCUUGACUUGAACUGGCUUAUACAUGCUCCAAACCUUGAAUUCCUUACAUUAGCCUAUUGUGAUUCAUUGGUGGAAGUUAUAAGUAGCGAGGAUUUUGGCACUGAGAUACAGAAAAAUAAUCUAUUUUGCAGUCUCAGUUAUCUUCGAUUGAGAUAUCUGAGGAACUUAAGGAGCAUUUGUAGAACAGCAUUAGAGUUUCCUUGUUUGAAGGAGAUUGAAGUGUUUCACUGCGGCAAUUUGAAGAAGCUCCCAUUUUCUCAAAAUACAUUGAAAAAUCUACAAUGCUUUAUAGGAUAUGCUGAAGAGUUGUUGGAUCAAUUGGAGUGGGAAGACGAAGCUACUAAGGAUCUUCUUUCAUCAAAAUUUCGAAGGGUAAUUAUUUCUGUCUAG